GAAAACGACUGUAUGUGGUCAUCUCGAUACUUGUACAAGUGUGUAGUAUUUGUAUGUAAACUGACCUACUUUUACUAGUGUCAAGAUAUAUACACAAAUUGGUUCCGUGAUUUACAGGGAUCAGAAUGGAAGGGCGUCAGGAGUACCCUCACGCCAGCAUUCAGCUCGGCACGCUUAAGAAACAUGCUUCCACUUAUAGAACAAUGCUCAAAGCAAAUGGUGGAUUUUCUAAGACAAUAUGAUUCACAAGAGGUAGAAAUGAAAGAAACUAUGGGUCAUUUUACUUUAGAAGUUAUUGGAGCCUGCGCGUUUGGGAUCGAAUGCGACGCUUUAAAUAGCGAAAGGUCACAUUUCCUUCGAGUAGCCGAAAAAUUCGAUUACAUGCCGAAAUAUAAAAGAAUGUUCCUGUUAUCAAUCUUACUUUUUAUGCCAAAACUGCUACCUUACUUGAACUUAUCGUUCUUAAAUACAGAAUCUACAGAUGAAUUAGUGAGGAUGUUAAAAGCAGCGAAAGCCGAAAGAAAAGCAGCUGGUUCUAAGAGCAAAGAUUUCCUACAGAUACUCGUGGACUUCGCAAAAAAAGAAACACCCGAGAUGGAGAAUGGAAAAACUAAAAUAGAAUUAGACGACGACACCAUAGACGCUCAGUGUUUGCUAUUUCUAAUCGCUGGAUAUGAAACAUCCAGUAGUUUGUUGUCAUUCGCCCUUCACGCGCUAGCGACUAAACCAGACAUACAAGACAAAUUGCGUCACCACAUCAACGAAGUCACAGAAGGGAAAGAGAUCACUUACGAGCUGCUUUCACAAUUGCCGUACCUUGAAGGAUUUUUAUUAGAAACAUUACGGAUUCAUCCGCCCGUGGCUAGGAUUGACAGAGUGUGCACAAAACCUUACACACUGCCGGGGACAUCGAUAACACUUAACGUAGGCGAUUCCGUUGCAAUACCACUAUAUGGUUACCACAUGGAUCCAAAUAUAUAUCCCGACCCGCAUGAGUUUAUGCCCGAGAGGUUUAUGAAUAACAAUAAAUCUGAGCGACCGUCUCACUUGUUUUUGGCCUUUGGCGCUGGCCCAAGGAACUGCAUCGGUUUACGAUUUGCAAUGCUUUCAGCAAAGGCAGCUAUGAUUGCCCUUAUGAAGAACUUUAGAUUCUCAGUAUGUCCUAAAACCGUGGAUCCAAUAAAGUUGAACACGAGAUCAAUACUGAUCAAAGCAGAAACAGGGUUAUGGGUUCGCAUCGAAUCACUGUAGACAUUGUUUUAAAAAUCAUUUAUGAACUUAGCAUAUAUAAGGAAAGGUAGAGAUUAAAAAUAACUCGUAGGUAGCUAACUCGCCUCAUUAAUCCAUAAUUAUUUAGGCUGUGACCCACGACGUCAUCGGUUUAUCUCAAGUCUGUGAACGUUUGGCAGUAAUAGUUCGAGCGGAGCUGAUGAGUACAAGGUGAAUCUAAAACACGGAUAAUUCCUUUUUUGAGACGGGUAAAUAGAAUAUUGUGUUGACUCAAAAUGGAAGUGCGAUAAGCAGAGAAUAUGAUGUCUAAUGUCAUAUUAUUUAAUAUGAGAAUGGGAAGUAUUUUCAAGUACAAAUAAUGCAUAUAAUAAACCCUGAUGAUGUUUCAAAAUAUUAGUUUGACUAAAUAUAAUCAGUCAUAUCUUGCCAUAUACAACUAUAGGUAAAGAAUAAUUUAUAAUAGUUUAUUAUAUUUUAUAAUUUUGUUCAUUGUUGAUAAAAGGUUAGACAAUAUUGUUUUAUAUAUAGUAAAACUUAAAUAAAAUUGUUUAGUUUUACAAAGUUUAAAGGAAUUUAUGUGUAAACUUGAGAAUAUUUUUUUAUUAAAAUAUUAUUUCUGUGAACAUAUAUGUUAUAGUUAAAGGAAAUUAUCCUUAAAUUUUUGUGGGUGUUAAAAAUUGCCAUACCUUUCAUCAUGAAUUUAUUUGCUGCUAUUUUUUAUUAUAGAUCAUAGACAUAAAUGUUAACUUUGGUUUAAAUAUUUGUGAGAUAUUAUUGCUAGAUUAAUAUAUUAUACCACUUUUGACCUCUCCUCCUUUAAUUUAGUGUUGUUGCUAUUAUAUACAUGGUGUAUACUGGUGUAUAUCACUACCAAGUGAUAAGGUAUUCUUGCCAAUGGUUUAUGUAGAUUUAUAAUAUAUUUAAAUAAAGGGAUAUUGUUACAAAUA
Messenger RNA from Manduca sexta (tobacco hornworm), 2177 nucleotides. RefSeq names its product cytochrome P450 3A19-like (gene CYP354A1). Gene Ontology annotation, molecular function: heme binding; oxidoreductase activity, acting on paired donors, with incorporation or reduction of molecular oxygen; iron ion binding. The record is from RefSeq and is a predicted model, not a curated record. The transcript has 7 exons. Lineage: Eukaryota; Metazoa; Arthropoda; Insecta; Lepidoptera; Sphingidae. The coding region runs from base 184 to 1251 and encodes 355 amino acids.